AUGAAAAGCAGCGGAAUCAUACAUGUAUGCAGAUUCCAGAUCCUACGUCACGGACAUAUUUCUAGGGAGGAGAACGACCCCCACAGGCCGCCGCAGGCGAGGCCAUCAGGGAGUAACGGCGGCGGCGAGCGGGGCCUCCGCCGUCAGGCACUCGCAGCACUCGGGGCGGUAGGAGCAGCACGCGGGAACUCCGGGCACAGCCCUGCCAUGCACCUUCGCCGAUGCGGCCAUCAUCAAGAACAGGCAGACCUGCACGAGGAGGAAAACCAGGAAGGCACGGAGGUGACCCAUCUCCAUGGUCUCGGUUGUUGUUUUGCUAGCACAAAUAGCAACACGAGAAGGAGAGGGAGGUAUUUCCUCCUGGAGAGAUGCUUUUCUUCUGUCACACUGGGUCUUCAGACUUUCAGGGAUCUCUUUAUAUAG
Triticum turgidum subsp. durum (durum wheat) is the source of this 423-nucleotide messenger RNA. The record is from the annotation of a GenBank genome assembly. Lineage: Eukaryota; Viridiplantae; Streptophyta; Magnoliopsida; Poales; Poaceae.